Verticillium nonalfalfae is the source of this 2991-nucleotide messenger RNA. It is a transcript of the gene LHS1, whose product is annotated as lumenal Hsp70 protein. Gene Ontology annotation, biological process: negative regulation of hypoxia-induced intrinsic apoptotic signaling pathway; cellular response to hypoxia; endoplasmic reticulum unfolded protein response. The coding region runs from base 1 to 2991 and encodes 996 amino acids. Gene Ontology annotation, molecular function: ATP binding; ATP-dependent protein folding chaperone. The record is from RefSeq and is a predicted model, not a curated record. Gene Ontology annotation, cellular component: endoplasmic reticulum chaperone complex. The transcript has a single exon. NCBI's taxonomy places the organism in Eukaryota, Fungi, Ascomycota, Sordariomycetes, Glomerellales, Plectosphaerellaceae.
AUGGCUUCCCUUCGGUUCUCCCCCUUGACGUUGGUCUUGGGUAGUAUCUUCUUCUUCACCUCACAAGUCUUUGCCGUCUCGGCCGUCCUCGGCGUCGACCUGGGAACCGAGUACAUCAAGGCAGCUCUGGUGAAGCCAGGCAUCCCCCUCGAGAUUGUUCUCACAAAGGACUCGCGCAGGAAAGAAAUCUCGGCUGUUACGUUCAAGCCCCCUCAAGGCGGCCCCAAGGCUGGCGUUUUCCCCGAGCGACUUUAUGGCUCCGAUGCCAUGGCCCUGUCUGCCCGAUUCCCCGCCGACGUCUAUCCCAACCUCAAGACCCUUCUUGGCCUGCCCAUCGGCGACUCGAUCGUUCAAGAAUAUGCCGCCCGCCACCCGGGCCUGCAGAUUGAAGAGAACAAGAUCCGUGGCACGGCUGCCUUCAAGAGCAAGGCUUUCUCCGCCGAGGAGGAGGCCUGGAUGGUCGAGGAGCUUUUGGCCAUGGAACUCCAGAGCAUCCAGAAGAACGCCGAGGCCACAGCCGGCCCCGACACAUCUGUUCGCUCCAUCGUGGUCACAGUUCCCCCCUUCUUCAGCCUUGAGGAGAAGCGCGCUGUUGAGCUCGCCGCCGACCUGGCCGGCCUCAAGAUCUUGAGCCUCAUCAGCGACGGCAUGGCUGUCGGCCUGAACUACGCCACCACUCGCCAGUUCCCUAACGUGAACAAUGGCGAGAAGCCCGAGUACCACAUGGUGUUCGACAUGGGUGCCGGCUCCACCAAGGCCUCAGUCUUGAGGUUCCAGAGCCGUACUGUCAAGGACGUCGGCAAGUUCAACAAGACCGUCCAGGAGGUCGCCGUUCUCGGCGCUGGCUGGGACCGCACCCUCGGCGGUGAUGCUCUCAACUCCCUCAUCGUCGACGACAUGAUCUCCCAGUUUGUUGAGUCGAAGGGAGCUCAGAAGAUCUCUGUGCAGACCGAGGCUGUCAAGUCUCACGGCCGUGCCAUUAACAAGCUCACCAAGGAGGCUGAGCGUCUUCGCCACAUUCUCAGCGCCAACUCAAACUCGCAGGCCAACUUCGAGGGUCUCUACGAGGACGUCGAUUUCAAGUACAAGAUCGAGAGGACUGACUUUGAGAAGCUGGCUGAGGCCUACGCUGUGCGAGUCGGUACCGUCAUCCAAGACGCUUUGAAGGCCGCCCAGCUCGAGCUCACUGACCUUGAUUCGGUCAUUCUUCACGGCGGUGCCUCUCGCACCCCCUUUGUCCAGAAGCAGCUUGAAGAAUCUGUCGGCUCCGCGGACAAGAUUCGUUCCAAUGUUAACUCUGACGAAUCGGCCGUCUUUGGCGCUGGUUUCCGCGCCGCUGAGCUGAGCCCUAGUUUCAGGGUCAAGGAGAUCCGCCUGAACGAAGGUGCCAUGUACCCCUCUGGCAUUAAGUGGACCAACCCCAAGCAGAAGGAGCAACACCAGCGUCUUUGGUCGGCUGUCUCGCCCAUGGGCGCCGCGCCGAAGGAGGUCACCUUCACCAACCUCGAGGAUUUUGAUGUCUCAUUCUACCAGCAAAUCGCCGGUGCGGAGCGUGAUGUCAGCACCCUCAAGACGCAGAACCUGACUGAGACUGUCGCUGCCCUGAAGGAGAAGUACGGCUGCGAAGACAGCGGCAUUCAGUUCAAAGUCGGCGUCAAGCUGAGCGGCGAGAAUGGCGAGGUCAAGGUUGUGAAGGCGGCCGUUGAGUGCGAGGCUGAGGUCUCUGAGAGCCUGAUGGACGGCGUCAAGAACCUAUUUGGGUUUGGCAAGAAGGAUCAGAAGCCUCUGGCUGACGGCGAAGCUGAGGAUGUCGACUCAGCGGCCGAUACGUCUUCUACCGAGUCUUCCACCACAUCGACUGAAUCGUCCAAGAGCAAGACCACGUCAACGGGGACUGCCGCUGGCGCCGAAGCUAGCGCUGCCGAGGCCAAGGAUGAGCCCAAGAAGAAGCAGAUUGUGUCCAUCCCCGUCAAGUUUGCUCUCGAGGAUACUGGUUCGCCCUCGCUCUCGAAGGAGGACCUCAAGAAGUCCAAGGACAGACUCCAAGCGUUUGAGGCUUCUGAUAAGGCUCGCCGUCAGAGGGAGGAAGCCCUGAACCGCCUCGAGGGUUUCACGUACAAGGUCCGCGACUUGCUUGACAGCGAGUCCUUCGUGGCUGCCUCGACUGAAGAGGAGCGCACAACGCUGGAGACAAAGUCCAGCGAGGCCAGCGACUGGCUCUACGGCGAAGGUGCUGACGCGUCCAAGGACGAGUUCAAGGCCAAGUACAAGGAGCUCAACGAUAUUGUGUCGCGCGUGCAGAAGAGGGUGGAAGAGACCGAGACGCGACCCGAGCUUGUGAAGGCCCUCAAGGAUGCGCUGGACCAGUCCACCGUCUUUGUUGACAAGAUCAAGGAUCAGAUCAAGUCGUACGAAGAGUUCCACGCGGCGGCUCAGGCUGCCAGCUCUGAUACGAGCACUGCCACUGAGGAGCCUGCCUCUUCGUCCAGCACUGACAGCGACGGAGUUGAGGAUGAUACCGCGACGGAGAAGCCCAGGGACAUGGAGGACGUCAUCAAGGAAGACGGGCCGAUCCCCCCUCUGUACAAGAUGGAGGAUGUCGACGUCAUUGACAAGCUCCACGAGGACAUUUCAUCGUGGAUCACCGAGAUGGAGGCCAAGCAGGCAGCCCUGCCCCCAACGGCGGACCCGGUGCUUCUCGCCAAGGACCUCAAGUCACGCCGUGAGAAGCUCGACAAGGCGGGUGUCGACCUAGCCAUGAAGGGCGUCAAGAGCUUCGAGAAGAAGAACAAGAAGGCGAGCAACAGCAACAAGAAGACGAAGAAGACCAAGACGGCCACGGCGGCCACUGGCGACGCCUCAGAUGGGCCUGAGCCGAUCCACAUCAACCUGGGCGAGGACGGCAAGGCGCCUACCGAGGAGGAGAUUCAGGAGAUUCUGAGGAAGCUGCAGGAGUCGCAGGAGCCCGCACGAGAGCGUGACGAGCUGUAG